This is a messenger RNA of Indicator indicator, 2313 nucleotides long. RefSeq names its product double zinc ribbon and ankyrin repeat domains 1 (gene DZANK1). Gene Ontology annotation, biological process: eye photoreceptor cell development. The transcript is spliced from 20 exons. Bases 1 to 2313 code for a protein of 770 amino acids. NCBI's taxonomy places the organism in Eukaryota, Metazoa, Chordata, Aves, Piciformes, Indicatoridae. The record is from RefSeq and is a predicted model, not a curated record. Gene Ontology annotation, molecular function: protein binding.
AUGACAGCUGGCUCCGUUUCUGUUCCUCAGGUCAUACCACUUCGAAUCCCUCUUCCAGGGAAGGCUAAAUGGGAAAUAGACACAAAUACCUUCAUAGAAAUAAAAUCAGAUGGAAGUAAGCCAGAACUCAUCAGGAAACCUGGCUAUGGAGAAUGUAGCACUUUUAAGUAUAAAGGUCCUAUCAUACUACCAGUUGGGAAAAUAAUGGUAAAGGCACUGGCAGUUACAAAGGACUGCAGGAAGAGCACAGUUGUAACAAAGGUGUUUCUGGUAGAGUACAAGCAACCAAACAUCCUUUGCUCUGUUGAAGAUAACACCAAGAAUUUCCUAAAAGAUAGCACCACACAGGAGGGGGAAGGUGGAACAUUGACUACAAAACCAAAGAAGAAUCGAGUGAAUUUGCAAAUCAAGCCUGCCUGGAGUGAAGCACCCCAAGAUUUUCAAGACUUGGAAACAGAAAGAAAGAUUACUCACAGGUCUCUGCGUGGGCCAAAGUUGCUUGUCAGUCAUUUGGAAGCAACAGAGCACAGAGAUGGAUCCCUCUCAGCAUUGCCAACAGAGUCAUUGCAGUUUGCCAGUUCUUCUGCCUUGACUAGCCGGAGAAGUUUAGCAAACACACAGAUGUCAAGGAUCCAGAGGGAAACACAUUUCCUCAGAUGUCCACACUGUUCUGCACCUCGCCUAUCUGACCCCUUGGCUCACUUCUGUCAGGAAUGUGGAUCUCCCAUCCCACCUGUGCCAGUAAAUCGCUUUCCAUCCCCUGAAGGAGCACAGAUGGCUCCGUGUCUUGAAUGCAAACAUCUUGUGCCAACGAAUACUCCCACUUGCAUUGUGUGUGAGUCACCAAAAGCUCCACAGCUGCAGCCCCAAACCAACAGCUGCAUAAAGGGUAAAGUAAUUUGUCAGGUGUGUGGCACAGGAAAUCCUCUUCACCACAAACACUGUGUGACUUGUGAAAGCAAACUGCCUGAACUGCAGCUGCCAGGGUUUGGAGGAGACACUCCACCACCCUACCACGGCCAGCAGAAGGAGACUGUUUCAUGCUCCAAAUGCCAUCGUGUGAACCGGUCUGAUGCCCGUUUCUGUGACUGGUGUGGAGCCAAGCCUGGACCUCCUCCAUCCUAUUUUGCUUGUUUCAAGUGUGGUACAAGCAACCAGCCCUACGCUCGCUUCUGUGGGUCCUGUGGUGUUUACAUAGAGCCUCCAUCAAGGCUGGGUUCUCCCAACAGCAGUCUCAUGGAUGCUGGGAACUCACUGGGGUUCUCUGAGGCUAAACAAUUUCAAGCUCGAGUUGCCUGGCAGCCUCUUCCUAUUGCCUUGCCAAAAACAAGAGCAGAACUGAAAGAAAGAGAAGAGAAAGGAACCCAAACCAUUGGACUUUUUUACCCAUCUAGCAAACUGCUGGAAAAGAAGGAGCUGGAGCUGAUUUCCCAACAGGAAAAGCUGGAAAAGAUGAGUGACCGGAAGCCUCUUCUGACAGCAAUUAGUCCAGGAAAAGGUUACUGGAGAAAACAGCUGGAUCAUGUCUGUGCUCACCUUAGAAGCUAUGCUCAGAACAACCUCAAAUUCAGAGCACUGAUUGGAGAACCUCGAAUGGGAAAGAUGAAUUCUGCUACCAUCUGUGAGGGUGACUGUGAAGUCACCAUUACACUGAAUUAUGCUCUUGCUGUUAAGAAGGAUACUCCUACUAAUAAACCAGGGAAGUUCAACAGUCAUGACCUGAAUACUGCAGCAGAAGGCAGAGAUGGACAGGAUGGCAGUCAAACCAGUUUGGGCAAAGAGGAUCAUUAUCUUUUCCAUCCAAGAGGUGAAAUAAGGAGAGCAAAGCUGAGAACACUUGUAGGAAAAGAAGAGAAGCUCCCUCCAGAGUCUAGACAACUCCUGGAUGAACUGGGUCCAAAUGGGAAAGGAAGAAUCACCUUGGUAGAACAGUUGCUCAGUGAAGGGGCUGACCCAAACUGCAGCAGCGAGGAGGACCGGCCUGCUCUCACCAUUGCUGUCCUUAACAGGCAUGCAGAAGUCAUUCCCCUUCUUGUGCAGAAAGGUGCUGACAUUGACCAGCAGUCAGGGCUGCACAAUAACACUGCUCUCCAUGAGGCAGUUCUGCUUGGAUCGGAGGGAGAGGAGUGCAUCCGAGCCCUGCUACGCUGCCAUGCAAGCCUGGAAAAGCAGAAUGCAGAAGGGCAGUCGGCCUAUGAUUUGGCUGUCACAGCUGGAAACGACCAAGUUCUUUCCCUGUUCCCAAGUCAGCUUGGACAGGGAACGCUGGAGAGACUCAGAAAACCCAGGGACGUUGAUCCUGUCAGCGUGUGA